CAGUGACUGAAUAUACAAUAAUUCUAGUGAAAAACCAUUUUUCCAGUUAAAUAAAAUUAGUAAAAUAUGUACAUGAGGAAUGAUUAAUGAUUGUUAAAUUAAUACAAUCAGACUACAAACAACUGAUCUGUAAAUCAUUGUUCAUCCCAUUUUUCUCACACCAUUUCAAUAAAAAAGAAUAUUUUGUGAGGUUACUUUAAUUUUUGUAAACAUUUGGUAACAAGAAAAACGUGUUCUCGAUUGGUUUUUAAAAUUUGAAAGGCUUAUAAUAUAAAAAUGGGAUUCCAGGACGAUGAUGAUUAUAGCGUCUCAGAUUCUGAUGAUGAAUAUACAGAAAAUGAAAAAAUAUUACUAAAUAAAGUGAGACAUAAAGAUAUCGAUUCAGAAAAUGAACAAGAAGUUUUUGGUGUUACAUCAGAUCAUUCAGAUGAUGAUGAUGAUAGUGAUAAUAAUGAAUUAGCCUUGAGUGAUGUUGAAGGCCAAGAUGAUGACGAUUUACCAGAUAUUAGAGCUUGGGGCAAAGAUAAACGGAAAUACUACAAAACUGAUUAUGUUGAUGAUGAUUAUGGUGGUUUUCAAGGCAAAGAUGCCCAAUUGGCAGAGUUAGAAGAAGAAGAAGCAAUAACAUUACAAAAACAAUUAGUCCAGCAGUUAGAUGACGAUGAUUUCAAUUUGGAUAUAUUCAGGAAAGAAAUUGAAGAACGUGAUAAACAACAUGAAGAAAUCAUUAAGAGAGAUAUUUCAAAAUUAUCUAAAAGACAACAAUUAGAAAUAAUGCAAAAGGAAUCUCCAGAAUUUUUCAAUCUCGUUUCUGAUUUUGAAAACAAAAUGACGGUAGCAAAAACUUUUUUACUUCCGUUAUUAAAAAAAGUAGAAAAUGGAGAAAUACCAUCUUGCAAAGCCACAGAUUUUGUUCAAAAGAUGUAUGAAUUAAUAUUGAACUAUUGUACAAACAUUUACAUGUAUCUAUUAUUAAAAUCGUCCAAAGUGAACGUUCAAAACCAUCCACUGAUAAAACGACUUUAUCAAUACCGCCAAUUUCUUUUGCAACUGGAACCUAUUUAUGAAGAAGUUAUUCAACCACAGAUUGAAUUAUUACUGAAAACUGAUAACCAAGAAUCUGGUGAUACUGAACUAAAGAAGAAAAAGAAAAUGUUGAAACUUCUCCAAGAAAUUAAGGAUAAGUCUUUAGAAACAAGUGCCGUUAAAAGAAAACAAUCUAAAACGAACGUUCCUGGAAACGUUAAGAAAGUUAAAUUUGAUGAUACUAGUCUAGUUAAAGAUGAUAUCAGUUCUUCAGAAGGAGAGGAAGAUGAGGAUAUCGAAGAAAAUAGUGAAACUGUAGAAAAUGCGACAGAAGAACCUUCCAAAAGGGCUAUUACUUAUGAAAUGGCCAAGAACAAAGGUCUUACACCUCACAGGAAGAAGGAGCAACGGAAUCCCAGGGUUAAACACAAACUCAAGUAUAGAAAAGCGAUUAUUCGCCGUAAAGGAGCUGUCCGUGAGCCUAGGAAGGAGCUAUCUCGAUAUGGUGGUGAAAUAUCUGGUAUCAAAGCUAGUGUUUCGAGGAGUAUUAAGAUCAAAACUUAAUGUAUUUUUAUUGACAUUAAUAAAUAUAUUAUGUUAACCAA
Molecule: messenger RNA, 1631 nt
Organism: Diorhabda carinulata
Lineage: Eukaryota; Metazoa; Arthropoda; Insecta; Coleoptera; Chrysomelidae
Gene: Sas10
Product: something about silencing protein 10
Exons: 9
Coding region: 277-1590 (437 amino acids)
Biological process (GO): maturation of SSU-rRNA from tricistronic rRNA transcript (SSU-rRNA, 5.8S rRNA, LSU-rRNA)
Cellular component (GO): nucleolus; small-subunit processome
Source: RefSeq, a predicted model, not a curated record